GCAAACUCACUUUCUACCUCCACCUGCCUUUCAAACAUUCAGAACUGCAUGUGAAGAAGACAUCUUGAGCCUAGGUAGUGGGCCUUCUGAAGAACUGAAGCCAUCAUGCCUUGAGAGCAACGAACAUAUGGACAGUGAUGAUGGACAGAUGGAGCAUGAAUGUAUCAAUCCACUUCAUUCAGAAGAAAAUUCAGAUGUUCUUGUGACAAAAAGCGUCUCAGAAGGUAAUGUGGUUGCACCACCAGAACCAAAGCAGAAGGAAGACAAAGAUGAUUUUCAAGAGCCUGAAGUUGGGCACAAAAGCAAAAUGGAGACUAAAACUUCCAAAAGACAUGUUGGUUUUCUUUUGUUCUCUGUUGUGUCCUUUUUUCUUUAUCCUUUUGCACCUUUCCUCUCUUGCACAUUCAGUCAAGCAGGCUGCAGGGAAAGACUCCACGAGAUUGUGUGUUGUACUGCUUGUGGUCAUCAAGUGAACCAUUAUGAGGAUUCAGUAUAUAGACAUCCUGCAACGAAUGUUCUUAUUUGUGAGAGCUGCUACAUAUAUACGAGUGAUGACAUAAGCCAUGAUUCUACUAGACCUCAUAAGAAUUGCAGAUGGUGUGCAGAAGGUGAAGAUUUAAUUUUUUGUGAUUUCUGCCAUAAUGCUUUUUGUAAAAAAUGCAUUCGCCGCAAUCUAGGGAAAAAGGAGCUGUCAAAAGCAAUGGAUAAAAACAUUAAGUGGAGUUGUUACAUUUGUCAGCUGGAGGAUUUAUUGGAUUUGGUUGCCAUAUGCGACUGUUUAUUUGAGAAUUCAGCACACUUAGAACAGCAGUCUAAAAAGAAAAAGUUAGUAAGUGAAAAGAGUGAUAACACAUGUGACCAUUCAGAGGAAUUAAAACAUGGAAGUUGCACUGAAGAGACACAUCAGGUGUAUAAUCCUUCCUCUGAUACGGCAUUAAGCCCUUUCCCCACAUUACUGAUUCCAGAAGCCUUGAUUGAGAAGGCAAAAGCAUUGGCUGAGAAAGUGAGAGAAACGAGCGCUACUUUUCUGAAACAUUCCCAGCAAAUAUCCCCUUAUUCAGAAGUUAGCCCAAGUGAGAGUUACUGUCAGUAUGAAAUUUUGAAAUAUAUGAUAAUGGAGGUAUGUGAUGCUCUGGAGGCCUUGGUAGAUUUCCUGAAUGAUGAAAUAAUUCAAUUGGUUAUUAGACAGUUGGAGGAAAAUAAUAAAGAAAGAGAAAAUGAGAAUGUUUAAAAAAAAUUAAAACUCUUAAGAUUUCUUUGUUAGGACUGGGUAAGAAAUAUUUCCUUGUUCAUAGCUACAAUGUGAGGGCACCCGCUCCGUCCAACCAGAUUUGUUAUGUUUGGGUACGUGACCCUCUGUUUGCUUUCUGUAUGCCUCCUCUUGUUAACUGCCAGUCUGCCCUGGUGGGGGGAGAUGCGCAGUUCUCCUGAGAUGUGAUCAAAUAAAGGCUUCUGUUUUCUACUUUGAAA
Molecule: messenger RNA, 1470 nt
Organism: Sarcophilus harrisii (Tasmanian devil)
Lineage: Eukaryota; Metazoa; Chordata; Mammalia; Dasyuromorphia; Dasyuridae
Product: transcriptional regulator ATRX-like
Exons: 8
Coding region: 128-1231 (367 amino acids)
Source: RefSeq, a predicted model, not a curated record